Molecule: messenger RNA, 636 nt
Organism: Hyaloperonospora brassicae
Lineage: Eukaryota; Oomycota; Peronosporomycetes; Peronosporales; Peronosporaceae
Source: the annotation of a GenBank genome assembly
AUGAAGCUCUCUGUUGGUCUACUACUCGCUGCCGUCGCUCUUGCGAACGUCUCUGCUGAAACUCCAGACACAACCCCUUUGCAGCCGUUGAACCCUGGUCCAGUCGAGGAAGACUACGCGUCGGCGACGAACAUGCCAGACAUCAAGAAUGACGGCCGCUAUUCUACCUUCUACCUGCCCAAGUCAAACCCAACGCCGCUCGACCCGAAACAAUUGGAAGGUCUCGGCCCUAUGAGAACGCCUGGCGACAACUUCGGGUCGUUCGGACUUCCGGGCAACACCAAACCGGACGGCUACACGGCGUUCAGGCCCAACGAUCCUUCCAAAAGCAACUACAAGUACAUCGAAGGCAUUGAUCCGGAAGUGAGACCGGGCAUGCCUGGCUACGACAGCGAGGCAGCUGAAAAGGCGUGGAUGGAUUUCAUCGCGCAGCAGAAUGGCCCAAGUGGACAGGGAGCUACAACGUCCAAGUGUUCAGCGACGUGCUCGGAUGAGACAGGCACCACGGUGUGUGGCAGCAAUGGCGUCACCUACGGCAACGAAUGUUGGCUCCGUUUCGAUCAAUGCUUCUACCCGGACCAAAACGUUCAGAAAGUCUUCGAUGGAGACUGCUGGUUGUACCGUGCUGACCCUUAG